AUGGAAAUUGACGAGGUCCCAUCACAAUCCCCUCCAGCAUCCGAGCAAUCCCCAUCCCCUGAAGCGGCGCCAAGACGAACGCUAGCCACAAAAACCCUGGAGAUUUGCGAUCACCUGAAGUCAAACUACAACAUGACACCAAAGCAGUUUAUCGAGGCAUUUCUCACUGCGGACAGUGAUGCGCUUUCUUUUCGUCGGCGUUAUUGGGGUUCUAAGGAUGGCUGGCCCUCAACUCUUGACAUAAUCCAAAAAAUCAAAAAGCAAGUGAAAAAGACACAAAAAGGUCAAGCUCGUUGGUGCGAAUUCAUCAAAAAUGAAGCCAUCCAAAUCUUGGAUAAGGAGAGACCUCCGACUGGCGAAUAUCCAGGUGGAUGUUUUCAAAGUAGCCAGAAAGUUGAACCAUCUUUCUUUGACGAUGAUGCUGUACUCGCCCGAGAAGAACUGCUCACCCAAGCCCACAUGCCUUUCCUCUUUGAAACACUCAUGGGGACUCUUCAACCAUCGAGCCAAGCGCAAUCAUCUGAGCAACCAACUGAAGAACCCGAAAAACAAAGCUUGGUGGACGAAGACGAAAGAGAACUAAUGGAAAUGGAAGAUAUUCAGUACAAGCGAAGUAGUAUGUUACCUUGUCGAAUGAGAAAAAUUGCAGCGACCAUCUGUGCACAGGUUGCAUUCGCCAAAAAUCGACGAUGCAAUGGUUUGCAGCUAUUCAACAGUGUACGCUUUGUGGCGGGUGGCAUCUCGGAGGUUGUUAACGACUACUUGCAUCUCAUCGGUUUAACCUCUUCACGACAAACAGCUCUCAAGGCUCUCACAUGCUCAUCAACUGGUGCAGCACGGGAUAUACGUACUUCGAUGAAAAUUGAUAAUAAUUCAGUCAUAGGCCCCGCAAUCUGUAUUGACAAUCUAGACAUUGAAGAGCGUGUUCACACUCAAUCUGUUGGCCAUCGAUCCAUGAUGUUUCAUGGUACAUGGGGUUAUAUACAUAAGCCAAACCCUUCCCUACUUGCUUCUUUAGAUCAUUCACACUUGACCUUAGAAGCCUACAAUCGAUCUCUUAGUGCAAUACCUGAAUUAAAGAUUCUUCCUAGAAUGUUUAUUCCAACUCCGGAGGAAGACAUUCAUUUUGAAGCAGUAAUGAAAAGUCAAAUUUCACGUGUCAUGCGCCAGUAUAUUGCCGAGCCAACAAAUAGAAAGUUUUCGAUACCUUCAAGUCCACCCGAAAUCGAGCUGAUUGACUGUUCACCACCAGAGAUCCAGAUGCUCAAACUUAUGGAUGCAUCUGAUAAUUCCUCAGAAGGUGUCGGACAAGUUUUGGAUUCAAUUAUUCGUCAAUCAGGUCUCACCGCAGAAGAAUUCUGCUCUCGCCUCCAAGUCAUGGAUGGUGACUUGGGUACUUGUCAGAACAUCAACUCCCUUCGAGCUCUACGAUCACCCAGCAGCUACUCUGAUCAUGCAUUACUCAACAUCACCAUGCAGCUUGGCUCGGCGCAUACGCUAUGGAACAUCUCUCAGAACAUCCUAAAUUCUCAUUUUGGAGAUCCGACAAAAACCAACGACUUGGGAGCAUGGCAGUAUUUGCAUGCACUUGGUAUCCCAUCGGACAAGGUGGCAUCCAAGAAAGAUUUUACAUUAAUGAUGAAGAACAUAGAAAAGGUACAUGAGGCGACUAUAUUUUAUUGUAUUCGCUCGGCAAUUGGUGACAAAAGAGAAAUCACCCAAACUGCAUGCUAUCUUGAUUCGUCUCCACGAUUUUUCAACUAUUGUCGAAGCCAACCGUGCCAUGAAGGCAGGAGACAUUGGACGUUUGAUGAGUGUUUGGAAGAUUUGGAGCCUAAUGUCACAGGCACUGACAGGACUAGUCAACUACCGGUCAUAUCUUCCUCGAAUGGUUCUUCUCUUGACCCAGAUACUCCCACCUGA
Messenger RNA from Puccinia graminis f. sp. tritici CRL 75-36-700-3, 1923 nucleotides. RefSeq lists its product as uncharacterized. The coding region runs from base 1 to 1923 and encodes 640 amino acids. The record is from RefSeq and is a predicted model, not a curated record. The transcript is spliced from 4 exons. Lineage: Eukaryota; Fungi; Basidiomycota; Pucciniomycetes; Pucciniales; Pucciniaceae.